Messenger RNA from Striga asiatica, 1398 nucleotides. NCBI's taxonomy places the organism in Eukaryota, Viridiplantae, Streptophyta, Magnoliopsida, Lamiales, Orobanchaceae. The record is from the annotation of a GenBank genome assembly.
AUGAAGCUAACAAGAACUGCGUUUUUUGCUCUUAUCCUCGUUAUAAUGAUGAUGAUGAGCUCGGUUUUGGCCAUCGAUUGCGACAAGGAAUGUAAGCGUCGAUGUUCGAAGGCCGGUCGACAGGACCGGUGCCUUCAGUAUUGUGGCAUAUGUUGUCGUGAUUGUAAAUGUGUGCCUUCAGGAACUUGCGACUUUCCUUUUCCCUCGUCCUCACUCCCUUUCACAUACCUCAUCAACGCAUACACCUCGGGCCGGGCCCUAAACCCGGGUUGUACCCUCCACGCCCGACUCAUCAUCGUCGGCGCUGCUAAAUCCCUACACCUCGCUUCCAAACUGAUAGCUUUCUACGCCGCCUGCAGGCAUUUUGGUCACGCCCGCAGGUGUUCGACGAAAUUCCCAAGCCAAGUAGAAAAGCUCAAUGUCACGACCAGCAUCCUCAAAGCCUGUGGGCACCUCUGUUUUCGUAAAACGGGCCAAGGACUACAUGCCGUUGUUCUGAAAAACGGGUUCGGGCGGGACCUAUUUGUGGCUUGCUUGCUCGUCGACAUGUACUCGGGGUGCAAAAAUGUUGAGGACGCAAAAAGGGUGUUUGAUGAAAUGUCCGUUCGAGUGGAUUUAGUGUUGUUGAACACUAUGGUUUCGGGAUUCGUUCGCAAUGCAAUGGUUAAGAGAAUUCUCGAAAGUAUGGAGGCCGACGGGAUUAAGCCCGAUUCGAUAAUUUCGGGUUAUAUCCAAAAUUUUCGAACCAAAAAGGCGUACACCGAUUUUCGAAAAAUGUUGCGACUCCUUCCCAGGCCCGCAAACACCACGGACUUGAGACGGGGAAAGGAGAUUCAUGGUGGCGGCGGGGAAACUGGAAGCUCGGGCGGUGAUGUGGCAUUGUUGGGGUUGUAUGCCGACUUGAGUCGUUGGGGAAAUGUGAUGGAGUUGAAGAGCGUGAUGAGGAAGAGGAAGUUUAGGAGUUUGCAAGCCGUAGUUGGAAUGAUGUUUCAUUAUGUCGGCAAUGUGGGAAUUUUGGUUUUGAAACUUGAAAUUCCGAGCUCGCGUUCCUUCGAUUCAGCCAUUUGUCGCUCUGAUUCCUCCCCAAAUUAUUUAAUAGUUAAGAGAAAAAUGAAGCUAACCACAUUAGCUACCUUUCUGCUGGCCCUCCUCUUCAUGGCCAACCUGCAUGAGACAACGGCCGACAAGCACCCGCCAGCUGGCGGAGUCUCGCAAUUUUGCCAGUCGAAAUGCAGCUACCGGUGCUCGAAGGCCAGCCGCCAGGACCGUUGCCUGAAAUACUGUUACAUAUGUUGCGAAAAGUGUCACUGUGUGCCGUCCGGGACUUCCGGCCACAAGGAUGAGUGCCCUUGCUAUAGGGACUGGAAAAACUCAAAGGGUGGACCUAAAUGCCCUUGA